GUUCCUGGGAACUACUCCAGACAGUACCAUGAUAUAUCGAUUGCUGACUAGUUUAUGUCAGCAGAUUUGUAAAGUACGCGGAGAGGAUGCCCAGAUUCCUGAGAGUACGAAGGAGUUGAAAGAUUUUUUUCAAAGAUGUCUUACUCUGACGAAAGAUGAUCAGAAAAUUGUUAUCUUUCUGGAUUCACUGGACCAGCUGAAUCCACAUGAUGGUGCAAGACAACUCACUUGGCUACCAAGACAGCUGCCACCAAAUGUGAAAUUGAUAGUUUCCACUUUACCAGAGGAUGAACAUACCUGUUUCCCGUUAUUACAGAGUGAGUUUGCUACAAUAUCUGUAGUAGAUGAGAAUUGUGUACGCUACAGUAUCUGGUCUUUAAAUACCGGAGUACCGGAAAGAAGUUACACAGCUGACAAUAUACCCUUUGACAACUCUGGACGAAAUCUUCUACAUUGUCUAGAUUCAAGCAAGGGAUGUUGCAGAAUCGGUGAUGGUGACGAGAAGACACUCAGUGUUGUAAAAUUUGAUAAUUGGAGUAAUUAUCACAAAUGCGGAGAAGGCAAGACCUCACAGUAUCUCUUCUGUGCUCUUGUCAGUGAAGGCAGAGAGAUCCUUGCAGGGAGUCCUUUUGAGAGAGAUAUUCUUCUGUUCGGUGUUGAAAAUGGAGAGCUGAUCGAAUGUCUUUCUCCAAACACAAAUGAGAACUGUUAUCAAAUGACAACCAAUCGGCAUGGAACCACAGCUGUCCUUCACUUUCACUCUCAUGGAUUACAAAUAUGGAGCAUUGCAGAAAGAAAAGUGCUGUUCCGUAUUACCACCACGACAAAGACGUCUGACAUUGAAUACAUACUGUCAGCAGAUGGUAGAUACAUGGUCGUAAACACACCUUGUUCAAUUCAUGCAAACGAUGGUGAACGAGACAUUAAGAUGAAUUCUGUGAUAGAAAUAAUAAAAGAAGCGAUAUGUUAUGUUAUACCAAGCACUGAGAAAGUAAAAGGCUUCAUCGGAGAAAACAACAAGAUAGUUACAUCAAACAAUGAGUUAUGGAACGUAUGGUCAAUUGAAAAAGGACAACUAAUUCAAAGCUGGAAGAUGCCAACUGCAAUGCACAAUUGUGUGAUUGUUGAUGCAGAGAAGGGCAGCCAUGUCCUUCUUUCGUCAGAGGAUAGAGUAAAGAAAUCAGUUAUGUUAUUAGACGUGGAUCAAGGAGAAGUCAUUACCAGCUUUACUUUUGACAACCGGAUAGACAAAUGUAUACUGUCAGGUUCGGGACGAGUUGUGUCUGCAAUAAUUGAUGGAGAGUUGGUGUCUCUUCGGCUUGUUGGUAAGAACAUUCCG
This is a messenger RNA of Saccoglossus kowalevskii, 1339 nucleotides long. Its product is annotated as NACHT domain- and WD repeat-containing protein 1-like. The record is from RefSeq and is a predicted model, not a curated record. Lineage: Eukaryota; Metazoa; Hemichordata; Enteropneusta; Harrimaniidae. Gene Ontology annotation, molecular function: protein binding.